CGCGCAGCUGAUUCCAGUGAAUGUGUUGUUCGUGCAGAGCGGAGCCGAGACUGGAGGAGAGAAACAACAAAGAGGGGGUGGGGAGAGGCGCACUGGAGGCAGAGGACAAAACAACGCCCGCCAAGAAAUUAUCAGUUCCAUGGACUCCCAGUACAGCCUCCUCCUCUGCUCAUGAUGAAGAGGAUCUUCACACAUCCAGCAGUGCCAUCAGCAGUACCACAACAGCAGGGACCCCAGAAUCCCUAGGAUCGCCUCUGAGUAUACUGCAAUGGAAAAUUUAUAGAUACAAGGAAGAGGAACAUGAAGCUGCUCUACAUUUGAAAUACUCUACCAAAUGCCCUUAAGGAUUUACAGUCUGAGUAUUUCCAGUAUUUCCCUCUUCAACUCCUUCAACAUUCAGUUAAGUUUUAGGGGCGGGAGCAGUUCCCCCCAUACUGCAUGUCAAUGCCCGGUUGAUAUUCAUGCUGUUGGUAACAGGAAGUCACUCAGAACAAGUGAACAGGUUUGUACCAGAGCUUCAGCUCACCAACACUGACCGAACAUGAAACACCUUCUGCUACUUCUGCUGCUGCUCAUCCUUCAGAUCCUUCAGAUCAACAUGGACCGAAUUGAGAGGAACCAAGACUGUGCAUGGCGUUGUUCUGAGGAACUACACUGUAAACAAAGAGCUUACUCUCCACUGUCAGUGUCUCACUGCAAGAAUCAACCUGUUAACAGCACCGUAUUCUCUAAUGUGACUCUGUCCACUGUAUUGGGAUGUGAGGGGAGAACAUGUUCACUGCAACUCAGAAUUGCAACCUCAGUGAAUAUUACCGUUUUGUGUCAUGGAAUGCUUAGCAGGAAGGAGGACCCAAGCACAAGAAUGAGGGAAAAUGAGAUCCGUGGAGUUUCAGUGUGUGCCGACUCUGCGGGGAUGAUGGGACAUUGUCAGAUUUAUAAAUUUGGCCAAGUUGCCGGUGGAAAUGAAACAGGAAAACAGGUGGAUGUGCAGUUUAAGUGUGUCCCUGUUAGACCUGGACAGCAUUUAUUUGUAACUCUCAAAACGAUUCCAAACUACUGUAAGGCCAUGUGGAUACAAAGACACCUUGUUCCCGAAUGCAGUCAUGAAGGCAUCGGAGAUGAAAUUGCAGAGUGCAUCACUGGAAAGCUGGUGUAUACUGUAGAUAAAUCCAGGAGGGAGAUAACGGUGUCAGUGACUCAUGCUCCUGAAGACACAGAUUAUAAUCUCAGGCUCUGCCAUAAACGUAGUGCAAUUUGUGCAGCGGAAGGGACACAUAAAAUGAUCAAACCACCAAAUGUACACAGAAGUGUAUCUUUUCAGUAUUCCAAAGCCCUACCCUGUUUGUGCAUUGAGGGCUGGCCUGCCAGAGUUGAUGCAAGGAGAGUUCAAGUGUGUCCAUUCAGAAAUAAUUUGGAGGAGUUGUGGUCUGGGAUAACCUAUGACCCAUACAAGGAAGAAUUAAAAUGGGAGCCGUUGUGUCCUGUCAAAGUGUCUGUUUCUCUUUGCCAUGCUGAUGGAGGGAAUAGCUGCCGGGACCUUGGAAAUGCAUUCUAUUCUGAAGGACAAAAAGUGAUAUUCUCUUCCGUGGAUCCACACCCUAUGCUUUGCACGAAGUUUACCACUGAUGUCGAGACAUGGAUAAAGUGUCCUUUCGCCAAAAGGAAUUUCACAGUUUGGAGAGCGAAGUUUGCAUCCAGGGAUGGUCAGCACUGGGCAGAGAUAUCAUCUUGGGUUAAAGCCAACUUUUCUGUUGCCCUCUGUGAGACAAAACCAUCCUCUCAGUGCAAACAAAUGGAGAGAAAUAUAUCACAAAUCAUAUCUGUGGACAGCAUGAAGCACACAGCUUUCAACUUGGCUAGAAGUGCGUGUGAAGUGUGUGUUUGCAUCCAGGUGCAGAGGGUGGGCGUACAGUUUUCAGUCCCUGUUCUACAGUGCGAAUUGCAGUGUUCAAUGUGGUGUCGUUACCCAGACAGAAGUUACAUUCAGGAGAUGGAAAAGAUCAUCAUGCCCGCUGCCAUUUUUCUGACAGUGAUUUUGGCAGUUGCCUUAGUUGGUAAAAUGACGAUAAGAGAUGGAGGCAAGAGGAGAACAGUGUGGACAAAACUUGCGUGUCAGGGGACGAGACAGUGACACAUACAGCAAGUGAGGAUGUGGAAUGUGGGGCAGUUCUCAAUGCAGGAUGUUUGACUUUAUUAUUAGGACUGAAGCUUCAGAAUGACAACAUAAUUCUUACAUCUUGUGUGAUGCAUGCAUGAAUGUUGUAAAAGCUGAUAAAUGUAUAUAAAUGCAAUUGUUAUGUCUGUAUGAAUGUUUAUUGAGGGCUGCCAACAAAUGGCUUACUUGUAGCUGUCUCUGCCUAAUAAGCUUGGAUGGGAGGAAGUAUUUUAACAUCAUAUAAAAAUUACACACUUCACCAUUUAAAGCAUAUAUAUGUAAAAAAGGCUGAGAUUAAGUGACACAUAUUAAUUGUUUCCCGUCAUUUCAUUCCUUCAGUUUUCCUUUCAUAUUUCCUGACUUUGCAUAAUAAAAUGUUCUUGUAGCC
Molecule: messenger RNA, 2543 nt
Organism: Myxocyprinus asiaticus (Chinese sucker)
Lineage: Eukaryota; Metazoa; Chordata; Actinopteri; Cypriniformes; Catostomidae
Product: putative interleukin-17 receptor E-like
Exons: 21
Coding region: 542-2131 (529 amino acids)
Molecular function (GO): interleukin-17 receptor activity
Source: RefSeq, a predicted model, not a curated record